CGGAAGCGGAAGUAAGCUCUGUGGCGCGGCUUAGGCGGCCGAGGGCGGAGCGGACGCAUCUGCUGCGGGAGCUGCGCACAUCUAGACCCUCCGUCUUCGUUAUGGGUGUGAGAGGCUUGCAGGGGUUUGUGGGGAGCUCCUGCCCACACGUGUACACGGUGGUGAACCUCAGGGCGCUGGCGGAGCAUCACCGCAGCAGGCACCUGGGACAUACCCCCACCAUCGUGGUCGACGCCAUGUGCUGUCUCAGGUACUGGUACACGCCGGAGUCCUGGAUCUGUGGCGGCCAGUGGCGGGAAUACUUUUCCGCUUUGCGAGAUUUUGUGAGAGCGUUUGCGGCUGUUGGGAUCAAGCUGAUAUUCUUCUUUGAUGGCAUGGUGGAGCAGGGUAAGCGAGACGAGUGGGUGAGACGCAGACUCAAGAACAACAAGGAGAUCUCCAGGGUGUUCCGUUACAUCAAGUCGCACAAGGAACAGCCAGGCAGAAACAUGUUCUUCAUCCCCUCAGGCCUGGCCAUAUUCACCCGGUUCGCUCUGAAGGCCCUGGGUCAGGAGACUGUGUGCUCCUUGCAGGAGGCAGACUACGAAGUAGCUUCUUACGGCCUCCAGCAUGGCUGCCUUGGGAUUCUGGGGGAAGACACUGACUACCUAAUUUAUGACACUUGCCCUUACUUUUCAAUCAGUGAGCUCUGCUUGGAGAGCCUGGAAACUGUCAUGCUCUGCAGAGAGAGACUCUGUGAGAGUCUGGGUCUCAGCCUGGCGGACCUCCCUCUCCUCGCCUGCCUGCUUGGUAAUGACAUCAUCCCAGAGGGCAUGUUCGAAAGCUUCCGGUACAGGUGCUUAUCUUCCUACACUUCUGUGAGAGAGAACUUUGACAAAAAAGGUAACGUUAUCUUAGCUGUAUCAUACCACAUAUCUAAAGUUCUUCGCUUGCAUCGAGGUGAGAAAAAAUUAGAAGAGUUGCUGCCUCUGGGACCACACAGAGCUCUCUUUUACAGAGGAAUGGCAUCAUAUCUUUUGCCAGGACAGAAAUCGCCAUGGUUUUUCCAAAAAUCCAAAGGCAUAAUAAUUUCAGACAAGCAGGUAACAUCUGUAAGUUCAGACCCUGAGUCCAAGCCGCAGGCACCCAUGUGUACAGACCCUGAGUCCAAGCCAGAGGUGCCCAUGUGUGCAGACCCUGAGUCUGAGCCAGCAGCGCCCAUCUCUGUGGACCCUGAGUCUGAGCCAGGAAUGCCCAUGUCUACAGACCCUGAAUUGAAGCAAGAAGUUCCCAUCUGUACACACCCCGAAAUCGAGCGAAAAUUACCUAUAGCAACAGACCCCGAAUUUAAUCUAGAAGUACCCAUGUGGUCAAAUCCUGAAAUGAAACAAGAAGACCCCAUGAAUAUGGGGCCUGAAAUGAAGCAACAAGUAACCAUGGUUUCAGACCCUGAAAUCUUAAAGGUUGCUAGAACACGUCACGUGCAAGCAGAAAGCUACUUGGUGUACAACAUCCUGAGCAGCGGCGAGAUCGAGUGUAGCAACACCUUGGAGGACGAGCUCGACCAGGCUCUGCCCAGCCAGGCCUUCACCUACCGCCCCGUCCGGCAGCGUGUGUACUCGCUCUUACUGGGAGACCGCGCAGAUGAUGCCAGCCCCUGCCCAGGUGUUAAGGAGUGGUUCGUGUACCCCGGGAACCCACUGCGGCACCCCGACCUCGUCAGGCCUCUGCAGAUGACAGUCCCAGGGGGAACACCUAGUUUGAAAGUCCUGUGGCUGAGCCAGGAGCCAGGAGUGGAGGCGCGCCGACUGGACACGCUCCUGGCCUGCUUCAACCUCUCUUCCUCGCGGGAAGAGCUGCAGGCCGUCGAGAGCCCACUCCGAGCCCUGUGCUGCCUGCUCAUCUACCUCUUUGUGCAGGUGGACACCCUCUGCCUGGAGGAUCUGCACGCGUUCCUCGCGCAGGCCUUGUGUCUCCAAGGAAGGUCCACUGUGCAGCUUGUGAACCUACAGACAGAGAUGCACGUGGAGACACGGGUGGAGCAGCUGGAGACAUCGAUAAGAGAAGCAGGUGGAGUCGACCCUCUCCAGGCCGCCGUGCUGUGCCACCUGGGACUGGAGAGCCAGCUCGAAUACAUCGACUCCCGGGCUGUGCAGCUGGGCUCACUCUUCGUCCGCGGCCUCACCACCCUGGUCUUGGUUAACAGCGCGUGUGGCUCCCCCUGGAAGAUGAGUGAUUUCAUGCCGUGGAAUGUCUUUGAUGGGAAGCUCUUCCAUCAGAAGUACCUGCAAUCUGAGAAAGGGUGCUCUGUGGAGGUCCUUGUAGAACAGAACAGAUCUCGGCUCACCAAAUUCCACAAUCUGAAGGCCAUCGUGUGCAAGGCUUGCAUGAAGGAGAACCGGCGGAUCGUGGGCAGAGCCCACUGGGACUCCCACUACACAGGCAGGUGGGGAAGACAGGGCUCCGGCUCUCACAGGACAGGCUCUGGGUACAGCCGCUCGGGACAAGGUCAGCUGUGGAGAGACCAGGGGCCAGGAAGCAGGCAGCAUGAGCACGACCCGUGGAGGAGGUACUAGUCGUCUCAAGGAAGUCCAUCACCCACAUCGCCGGGGUACAAGUGGCACGACCAUCUGUCUACAACACACGCCGCUCUCAUUUGAGCGCCAACUCUGAACAGAGCCCAGGUAGCACUUGGAGACCGGGUUCUGAGUCACUUGGUUUCAAGAUAGGUUUGCUUCCUGCAGAAAAAGUGGGAAGGAAGAACCCCAGCCUCUCACGAGCAUCCUGGCAGCACCGUUCUUCAGAGCAGAGUCCAGAACAGCAUGGCCUGGUCUUAUCAGCUACAGGGGAAGACCUACAGGGCCAGGCCUUCCUGAAAACACACAGCAGAAAAUGCCUUUCAGUGGGACCGCUUUUACAUUUUGGAAAAUAACUUCGUUGGCUUAUUUCCAGAUACUGAGCCUGACUCCAGGGCUCAGAACGGUCACUAUUAACAUCUCUAUUUCAUCCCAGUCUUUCAUUCAUGGAUGUGCACAUCAUUUAUUUCUUCCAUUUGACACAUUGGAACUAUAUCCUCACCUGCUUUUUUUUUUUAACUUAACACAAUAGACUGCGAAGAUGUAUUCUCACAUUAUUUAAAAAUUCCCCAAAACAUGGUGGCUGAUAGUUUAUGUGGUAUUUCAGAAAUUGUUUUCUAGUUAGAAAUUCUAAUCAAAAGUGAAAUUUCCACCUAUUUCUUCUCUUGUCCCUUAGAAGUGUUUGAACGAAUUUCUCGCCUUCCUGGUAGGAAAGUUCAUUCUGCUUAGAGACAUCUGUCUAGGCAGCAUGGCGCAGCAUGGACCUGCUCGGCCAUGCUUCAGCUUGGUUUUCAUAGUACUGUGUGUGUAGACAGCCUGCACUCUGGGGACUCAGAGGGAGCCUGUGCUGAGCGCAUCUAAGAAGGCAGUAGUUGGACUCCCAGCAAGCUGCAAGUGCAUGGGACCUCUGUUGCACUCUGUCUGUAAUUUUUCACAUAACCCAAAAUUGACAUUUUAAGCCCCAGGUUAUACUGGCCCUACCUGUGAGGAGAAGGCUCAGGGGUUGGUAAUGAGAAGAUAGCAUCGAACCUUGACCUCACCCCUGCCUCCACUAGCAAGUGAGAGCUAGCGGGCUGCCACGUCAAGACCCUCAGGUUCCAGGUCUGUCAGGAAUUACCUACCAGGAGGCUCAGCUUCUAGUCAUUGCUUUCUUUUAAAAACAAAGUAAUCCCUAGGGGUCUCACAUACCACGUGUGUGUCUGCACUUGGUGAGUCACAAGCGCAACUCCAGGCACCAUCCACGUAAAAGCCCUGCUAGGACUUACCACAGAGGAGUGCAGUCUCUCCAGGUCAUUGGUAUGCGUUUGUGCUAGGUCUGAAGUGCCCUUGCCACUCCUUUCAGCUUCAUCUUUGGCUAUCUAAUCGUAUUCCCUUCAAGUCUUAUAGGACCUACAGCUUCAUUUCUUAGCUUUGGAAACAGAUUAUUUUUGGUUCCACUUGUGUUUCCUAUCUAAAUAUUAACUUCUUAUUUUUUCAUAUAUGCUAAUUUCUGCUAGAAGUUCUGAUUCUUUGUUGCCUAUUUGUAUAACUUUGAAAUAAGUCUCUUAUCCCUUAGACUAAGAGGAUAGACUUAAGUGGAAAUUGUUUUUUUCCUUCACAGAGGCUGAAUUCUAGUUUGUCAAUAAAAUAUUGGGUGAACCAUUGAA
This is a messenger RNA of Tupaia belangeri chinensis (Chinese tree shrew), 4201 nucleotides long. RefSeq names its product family with sequence similarity 120 member B (gene FAM120B). The record is from RefSeq and is a predicted model, not a curated record. NCBI's taxonomy places the organism in Eukaryota, Metazoa, Chordata, Mammalia, Scandentia, Tupaiidae. Gene Ontology annotation, biological process: fat cell differentiation; peroxisome proliferator activated receptor signaling pathway. Bases 102 to 2555 code for a protein of 817 amino acids. Gene Ontology annotation, cellular component: nucleus. The transcript has 12 exons.